AUGGACAAACCCAUUGCCGACCACUGCGAGGCGGCGCUCGACAACGAUGCCGACCUCAAGGCCAACCUUGUCGUGUCGGCAAAGGAAUUCAAUGGCGACGUCAACCUGAUGCCCGACGAUGGCACGUCCUACCUGAUCCCGGCGCCGAGUCAGGAUCCGCGGGACCCUCUCAACCUGCCGCUAUACCGAAAGCUGAUCCUCCUGGGCGUCGUCUCGCUCUUCAGCUCCAUUGGCCUCACCAUGGUGAGCGGUCUGCGAUGGUCUGUCUCGCAUACUGACGGACACGGUCAGGGCGGCAUCCUCGGCAUCUUUAUCCCCGAAUAUGUCUCGCAAGGCUACGGCGUUGCCGACAUCACCCACUUGAUGACCUACCCGACCCUGUUUAUGGGUCUGGGAAACCUCGUCGGCAUGCCCCUCGCCCUGGCCGUCGGCCGCCGCCCCGUCUAUCUCGUGUCGUGCAUCAUCAUGGUCGUCGCCGGCGUGUUGUGUGUCACCCAAAAGUCGUAUUCGUGGCACCUGGGCGCCCGCAUGACCAUGGGCCUCGCGGCCGGGCAGAGCGAAGCCCUGUGUCCGCUCAUGGUCCAGGAAAUCACCUUUUUGCACGAGCGGUCGCGCUACCAGAUGGUCUUCUCGGCGCUCGGCAACAUCCUGACGACGGUGCUCGUGCUGCUCACGUCCUACAUUGCCGCCAGCAUCGGCGCAUCCGGCUGGUACGGCCUGCUGACGGGCCUGGCGGGGCUGGUCCUGGUGCUCAGCGUGCUCUUUGUGCCCGAGACCAAGUACGAGCGGCCCCUGGCGGCGUACCAGGGCCAGGCGACACAGGUGGGCGCCUUUGCCGGGCAGACGGCGGUCGGCGACGACGCCGAAUACGUGGUCACGCGCCUUAAAACGACCGACGAGCGCGUCCUCGACACCGGGUCCCGCACCGUGGCGCGCAUGCUGACCGUCAUGUUCUUCCCGGACAUGCUGUGGGGGUUUCUGCUCAACGGCCUGACGCUCGGCGUCAACGUCGCCAUUGGCACCACGUACGGCAACAUCCUGAGCGCCCCGCCCUACAGCUGGCCCGCCCAGAACAUCUCGUUUGCCAACGCCGGCCAGAUUAUCGUGUCCCUCCUCAGCCUCGUCGUGCUGGGCUGGGGCUCCGACGCGCUGGUCCGCUUCUUCGCCCGCCGCAACGGCGGCGUCCACCAGCCCCAGUACCGCCUCGUGCCGCUCAUCUUCCCCGCCAUCGUCGGCACCAUGGCCUCCAUCCUCUACGGCCAGGCCGCCGCCCACCCCCAGCACAUCCACUGGUUCGCCAUUGUCUUUGCGCUCAACGCCUACUACUUUGCCUUUCUCGGCGCCAACCAGUCCGCCAUUGUCUACGCCCUCGACGCCUACCCGACGCGCUCCGGCCCCGCGCUCGUCGUCAUCUGCGCCUACCGCGGCAUCCUCAGCUUCGGCACGUCCUAUGCGGUGCAGCCCUUGAUUGACCUGCGCGGCUACGACGGCGCCUUCUUGGUGUACGGCGUGCUGACGGGUGUCCUCGCCGCCCUGGGCAUUCCCAUCUACUUUUUCAGCGCGCGCAUCCGGGCGUACUGCACAAAGUAUACUAUGUAG
Molecule: messenger RNA, 1599 nt
Organism: Sporothrix schenckii 1099-18
Lineage: Eukaryota; Fungi; Ascomycota; Sordariomycetes; Ophiostomatales; Ophiostomataceae
Product: MFS transporter
Exons: 5
Coding region: 1-1599 (532 amino acids)
Biological process (GO): transmembrane transport
Molecular function (GO): transmembrane transporter activity
Source: RefSeq, a predicted model, not a curated record